UGUACACGUGUUUCGAUGACGCAAAGCGCAUUAGGGUCCAAAUAUUGUGACAGCCUGUCAGUAAAACAUACGUGUAAAGGAAGAUAAACUUAUAUCAAGCAGGAUUGGAAUCAUUUACAAAGGGGCAGAUAUAAAAUAAACCAAGAUGAGGCGAGCACACAUGGGAAAUGACCAACCUUAUAAACCUACUGCACAAAUGUUGGAGGCAGAGAAUCAGCAUAUGGAGGAUCAGUUAUCAAGCAAAGUCAAGGCUCUGAAAUCUCUAACAAUUGACAUGGGAAAUGAAGUGAGGGAACAGAACAAGUUUUUAACAGAAAUGGAUGAUGACUUCGACAAGAGCGGAGGAUUAUUGAAAUCAUCGAUGGGACGGUUAAAGGAUAUUGCAAGUAAAGGCGGUCCUAGAUUGUGGUGUUACAUGUUUCUGUUUAUUUUGUUCGUCAUCUUUAUCUGCUGGGUUAUCAUCAGGUUCCGGUGACCUCUGCCAUGCAGAAUUUACGUUACUGACAGAAUAUUUCCUCUACAGCAUUUACCUGUUGGACAAACGACAGAAUUCAAGUGGCUGACCCUCGUUCUUGAAACAUCUUUGACAUUGACCUGGCAGUGUCGUAUCAAUAGUAAACUACAAUCCAGUUGUUGAUUGACCAACAUUUUUUGUAGAGUUACCUCCCUUCCCUCAUUCUCCCUCAAGCUGCCAACCACUCUGAUUGUCAUUGUUUAAUUUAUUGCUGCUUGUGUAUUUAUAUAAGUAAUUGAUCCACAUGAACAUGUCAUGGAAGACCACUCUAGUCAUCAGAAAAUAUCUUGGUCUCCUAAAAAUAAAGAUCUUCUCAUAAAACAAGCAUGAAGAAUUAAUAUGUCUUAAAUACCUAAUUAAUAUCAUAUGGACUUAAUUAAUAUUAUAUGGACUUUUAAGCUACAAAUUUAUAUUUUUGUGUACAAUUUGUGCUGUUUAAACAUGAUAACAUGUGCCAUAAUUUCCAUUGAAAGAAUUUUAAUCAAUUUCUUUGAGAGUUUAGCUUGAGAGUUAUUUUUAUAUUAAAUGCUUUAAUAUGUAACAGAAUAGACUAUUGUCAUAUUAAAUCUGCAUGAAUUCUAUGAUGUCAAGGCAAUAUUUUUAACGAAAAUUCAUUAUGGAUCCAUGUGAAUCAGAAGAAGAGAGAUGGGGUAAAAAGGAUUAAGUGAGAUUUAUUGAAAUUGUAUGCCAGAGACUUGAGAAGUCACAUUUGUGAGUGUAAAGCUUGGACUAUUGAUAUCGCAUACUGCAAGGACAGGAAAAAACAGUAUCCAGAGAAAAAUUGAACAUGACUUUCUUUACAUAUUUUCUUUAAUUUGAAUACAAUCAGAGGGUAAGGAGCAUGCCGCUAAGAUGGAAAAUUGUCAAACCCAUAGGUAUUGUGCUACUGGGUUCGAAACGGGAUCUUGCUAUCACGACUAGAGAAAAUCUCUUUGUUGGGAUGAAACAGGAUCUUAUUAUAUCAAACAUGAUCAGGAUACAAGGGAGUUUGGGAUGGGGUGUGGUCGAAGGGUUCUACAUCAAUGAAGGAUGAAAGAGCAUGGGGUUCUUGAGAGUUCGGAGUUGGGGAUGGAAAAUGAUGAUGAGAGUUUGGUUGUGGUUGAUAUUGGCCGUUGGGAUGAUGUGGAUGGUCGUUCUAUCUAGGGGGGAUGGAGGUGGGAAUUGGAGGUGAUUGGAAACAAUGUCUUGAGGGUGGGGAGUUUGUGAUGAUAAUGAUGGAUAGAGUGGGGUGUAUGGUUGAGGAUGGGAGUUAGGGGUGAUUGUUAUUGGUGUUUCGGUGGUUUGGGGGAGGGAGCUGGGCAUGGCUGAAAACGGCACCUGGUUGGUUGAGGAUGGGAGUUGUGGGUGAUUGUUAUUGGUGGUUGGGGAAGGGGAUUGGGCAUGGUUUGUUUUGUGUUGUAAUGACAGAAGGAAUGUUUGUUUAAACACGUGUCCGACACUUUGAUCUAUAUAUAUAGAUAAAUUGUUAAGUUUUAAAAUAAAAAAAAUGAAUACUACA
Mizuhopecten yessoensis (Yesso scallop) is the source of this 2012-nucleotide messenger RNA. RefSeq names its product BET1 homolog. The transcript has 4 exons. Gene Ontology annotation, biological process: vesicle fusion with Golgi apparatus; endoplasmic reticulum to Golgi vesicle-mediated transport. Gene Ontology annotation, cellular component: SNARE complex; Golgi trans cisterna. The record is from RefSeq and is a predicted model, not a curated record. Gene Ontology annotation, molecular function: SNAP receptor activity. The coding region runs from base 146 to 475 and encodes 109 amino acids. Lineage: Eukaryota; Metazoa; Mollusca; Bivalvia; Pectinida; Pectinidae.